Suricata suricatta (meerkat) is the source of this 6540-nucleotide messenger RNA. RefSeq names its product zinc and ring finger 3 (gene ZNRF3). NCBI's taxonomy places the organism in Eukaryota, Metazoa, Chordata, Mammalia, Carnivora, Herpestidae. Gene Ontology annotation, molecular function: ubiquitin protein ligase activity; frizzled binding. Bases 817 to 3081 code for a protein of 754 amino acids. The record is from RefSeq and is a predicted model, not a curated record. The transcript is spliced from 8 exons. Gene Ontology annotation, biological process: negative regulation of canonical Wnt signaling pathway; Wnt receptor catabolic process; ubiquitin-dependent protein catabolic process.
AUGCAGGCCAUCAGAGAACUAGUGAAAGCUCGGCCCAGUUAGACUCGGGGUUGGAGUGUGGAGUUUACCAUAAGCAGCAGAGAGGUCACGGCUUUCCCUAAGAGCAACACGGUUAUCAGAGGAGAGUAGUCCAGGUCAGAGCUGUGAUGUAGAGGAGUCCUCUGCUUCUGGGCAGAGACCACGCUGGGAGGCAGGUGGGAUGGGCUGGAGGACCCCCAAGGGAGACUGUUGUUGUGACUCACGUGAGAAGUCUGGUGUCCUGGACAGGGUGGCAGCAGUGGGGAUGGAAAAGCAAUGGACGGAUUUGGAAGAUGGAAUCAGCAAAACUUGGUAAACAGUUGAGUGUAGGGGUGAGGGCCAAGGUUCACCUUGGCCCCUGUGAGCCUAGGUGGUAGGAAGGUAAGGACUGCAUGAAGGGUUGGCCUGUGACAAGACCUCAUGCACCCAUAUCAGCCUGGGCAAGAAAUGACCCACGGAUGCCCAGGACAGUGUGCUCUGCUUUGGGAAUAGCCAUAGAAGGAACUGGGGAGCCAGAUCGAAGCAGAAUGCUGAGGGACUCGGGGUCUCUGGUGCCAGAAUGGAUUCUCUUCAAUAAUGGUUUCUGCCACUUGAGUCACACUGCUCUCUACACAUGUAUCAGAGGAGACCCACAACGGAGCACUCUCUUGGGCCAAGCGGGCAGUGCAGCGGGGAGCCACUGCCGUCAUCUUUGAUGUAUCGGAAAACCCAGAAGCUAUUGACCAGCUAAACCAGGGCUCAGAAGACCCACUCAAGAGGCCGGUGGUGUACGUGAAGGGUGCAGACGCCAUCAAGCUGAUGAACAUCGUCAACAAGCAGAAAGUAGCCCGAGCAAGGAUUCAGCAUCGCCCGCCUCGACAACCCACCGAGUACUUCGACAUGGGGAUUUUCUUGGCAUUCUUCGUCGUGGUCUCCUUGGUCUGCCUCAUCCUCCUUGUCAAAAUCAAGCUGAAGCAGCGGCGCAGUCAGAAUUCCAUGAACAGGCUGGCCGUACAGGCUCUGGAGAAGAUGGAAACCAGAAAGUUCAACUCCAAGAGCAAGGGACGCCGGGAGGGCAGCUGUGGGGCCCUGGACACGCUCAGCAGCAGCUCCACAUCCGACUGUGCCAUCUGCCUGGAGAAGUACAUUGAUGGAGAGGAGCUGCGGGUUAUCCCCUGUACUCACCGCUUUCACCGGAAGUGCGUGGACCCGUGGCUGCUGCAGCACCACACCUGCCCCCACUGUCGGCAUAACAUCAUAGAACAAAAGGGAAACGCAAGCACUGUGUGUGUGGAGACCAGCAACCUUGCACGCAGCCGGCAGCAGAGGGUAAUCCUGCCAGUGCACUACCCCGGCCGAGUGCACAGGACCAAUGCCAUCCCCGCCUACCCUACCAGGACGAGCAUGGACUCCCACGGGAACCCCGUCACACUGCUGACCGUGGACCGGCAUGGGGAGCAGAGCCUCUAUUCCCCACAGACCCCCACCUACAUCCGCAGCUACCCGCCCCUGCACCUGGACCACGCCCUGGCCCCUCACCGCUGCGGCCUGGAGCACCGGGCCUACUCGCCAGCUCACCCCUUCCGCAGGCCCAAGUUCAGUGGCCGCAGCUUCUCCAAGGCAGCUUGCUUCUCCCAGUAUGAGACCAUGUACCAACACUACUACUUCCAGGGCCUCAGCUACCCUGAGCAGGAGGGCCAGGCUCCCCAAGGCCUCUCUCCCAGGGGCCCGUCCCGUGCCUUCCCCCCGAGCGGCAACGGUGGUGGUGGUGGUGGUGGUGGUGGUGGUGGCAGCGGCAGCUUGCUGUUCCCCACCGUGGUGCACAUGGCCCCGCCCUCCCACCUGGAGAGCGGCAGCACGUCCAGCUUCAGCUGCUACCAUGGCCACCGCUCGGUGUGCAGUGGCUACCUGGCCGACUGCCCGGGCAGCGACAGCAGCAGCAGCAGCAGCUCUGGCCAGUGCCACUGCUCCUCCAGCGACUCCGUGGUGGACUGCACCGAGGUCAGCAACCAGGGCGUGUACGGGAGCUGCUCAACCUUCCGCAGCUCCCUCAGCAGCGACUACGACCCCUUCAUCUACCGCAGCCGGAGUCCCUGUCACACCAGUGAUGUUGGGGGCUCAGGUGGCUCAGGCCGGGGGCCUGUCGUGUGCCUUGAGGGCUCCCCACACCCAGAGGAGCUCUUAGCAGCCCAAGGUGUGGGGCGGGGAGAGCCGUGGCCCGUCCCUGCCUCUCCCUCGGGGGACCAGCUGUCCACCUGCAGCCUGGAAAUGAACUACAGCAGCAACUCCUCCCUGGAGCACAGGGGGCCCGCCAGCUCUACCUCAGAAGUGGGGCUCGAGGCUUCUCCCGGGGCUGCCCCGGACCUCAGGAGGACCUGGAAGGGGGGCCGUGAGGGGCUGUCUUGUGCCUGCUGCUGCGAGCCCCAGCCCUCCUCGCUGGAGCCCGGUGCAGGAGUGGCAGGGGGCAACAUGCCCCUCCGGGGCCCCCUCCCCUUUGAGGCCUGUGGCCCCACGGGUGGGGAGUCACAGCCCGGAAGCUCCCAGGGCCUGUACGGUCUUCACCCAGACCAUUUGGCCAGGACAGAUGGGAUGAAAUAUGAGGGCCUGCCCUGCUGCUUCUAUGAAGAGAAGCAGGUGGCCCAUGGUGGCGGAGGGGGCAGUGGCUGCUACACUGAGGACUGCUCGGUGAGCGUGCAGUACACGCUGGCCCAGGAGCUCCCGCCCAGCUGCCACUCAGGGGCCCGGGACCUGAGCCAGCGCAUCCCCAUCAUUCCAGAGGAUGUGGACUGUGACUUAGGCCUGCCCUCAGACUGCCAAGGGACCCGUGGCCUCAGCCCCUGGGGUGGGACCCUGGGCCCGGACGCCCUGCGGCCCCACAGAGGCCUGGGAGCAUCCCAGGAAGAAGAGCCGGUUCUCUGCUGCCAGGCUAGGGCACCGCUCUCACCUGCCUGCCCUCCGGAGGGGGCAGAGGCCAACAGAGCCAGCUUCCUCGGUGCCCCCCAGGACACUCAGGAGUCCAGCACCACAGCCACUGAGGCCGCAGGACAGAGAUCUCACCCAGCAGAUGGCGGCCCGGCAGCCUGAGCUCAGAAGGAACUCUUGCGUGGAAAUGGGGACUAUGUAGAGACUCCGAGCUCUGACUUCCUUCGGAAAAAAAAAGAAAAAAAAUUUUUUUAGCUUUGACAAACACACAAAAGUGGUAAUAAAGAGAGCCCUCCUUCUCAACCCAAAAUGUGAGCCACCUGUGGCAAAUCACCCCUACCCCCACCCCCCAUUAACAAACCAACAGACAAAAUUCUCUGAGUCUUUUGCCUCUUUUGAUAACAUGGUAUUCUGUUUUGUAAAGUGUGUGUGCUUGGGGUUCUGAGGUGUGUGGGAUUGAGUUCUCUGCUUUGUUUUUUUAAGAUAUUAUAUGUAAAUGUAAAGUUAUUUAAAUAUAUAUUUUAAAGAACCCUAACUACCAACUUUUGCUGAAAAAAAAAAAUAUCACUGCUGCAUUAAUUGAACCACAUCAUGUGUAGAUACUGUUGUCUCCCCAGAGGGGGCUCAGGCCUUUGAAAAGCUCAGGGCUACACCUGCCUUAGAAAAUGAACCAGAAACUUGAAGUAAAGCUAGUUGAUAUGGGUACAAACUCUGAGGAACAAUGCAAUCAAUGCUGCCUCUUUCUUUCUUGUGGCAAAUCCCAACAUACAAAGUUUCGGGUCUUCUCAGAAGCCAUGCCUCUCCAGCCCACACCUUUAGGCAGCUGAUGGAAACAGCUAGGAACAGGGCGGAAGGUCUGCAGCACUGAGGAGCUGGGACAAGCCAUUGCUACACAAAGCCCCAGGGUGACAGGGACAAUUCAGCCCAGUGUUCUCAGUCUGUUCCUUUGGGUCAGUGUCUUAGGUAAAAGGACAGAGUUCACAAUCCUGAACUUGGGCUUCCUGCCGCUGGCUGCAGAAAUGGUUAAAGGGGUGUGUGGGGACAAACACCCGGGGAGAAUAUAGUUUUUGCGGCCUUAGUGGGGCAGAGAGUGUCCCAGAGAAGGAAUACAGGGUGCUGGAGCGUGCCUGCCUGGGCACAGCCAGCGUCCUUGGGCUGCCUUCCUGGAGACUCCGCAGGGUCAGCACCGAGCUCCAUUUGAAUGAUACGUGUCCCGUCCCAUUUCCCUCUUGGAAGCUCGCUUCAGGGUCAUUCAGCCCUCUGCCUCGCGGCUGAAAUUGCUCAUCUCGCCUGCAAAUGUCUACUAUCCUUUCUACCUAAUGCACUAUUAUGUAUUGAUCCUCCAUGAGACAGAGAAAAGACUAUCAGAUAGUUUAGACCCAAAGGGUAGGUCUUUGUAUAUUUUUCCAGCUUUUUGCUGUUCGUGUUUUUAAGAGGGAGAGUUUUAAAACCCAAACCAUUUUUUUAAGAUGUUUCCAGUUGUAAAAGGGAGAAUCUAUUUAAAGCUAUUUCAGAUCAGGGAUUGUCAUCCUUUUUGUCCAAUGAACUUCUUGUUCUUAAGGAAGUUUUUUGUUGUUGUUUUGGAGGGUUUUUUGUUGCUUUUUUUUUUAGAAGAAACUAAUCACAUUAGUGCUUGUGUGCACUAAUUCCUCUGGUCACUUUUAUUCAUUUAUUGUCAUCUGAAAUGCUCAUUGGCAGAAUAGGGACCUCACAACCUAGCCUCUCUGCACCCCCCCCCCAGAGUGGGGAAAUAAAGACUGCCCUGGGUUGCCAUCCUCGGUGACGAAGGCUCCAGUAAGACAGGGGAAGUCAACCCAAAGUCCAGAAGAGAACGUUUUGACUGAGACUCUCACAGUAUCCCAAUCCUUUUUUUUUUUUUUUUUUAACUUAGCUGGUGAUGAUGAAAUUUACCUAGGAAAUUUGUAGCCAGAUUUUGACAGAAAUUCCAACAACUGACGGAGCCAUUUGCCAUUUUGGAACUGACCGAGGGGAGAUGUAUCUUCCAGCCCCUGAGGUACAGUCCCUUGGGGGCUGCCUCCCCCCCCCCCCCAUCCCGGGCUGGUGCCCAGCACACCUGUUGGCGAGGGUGUGGGAAGCGCCUAAGCUGUUGACAUGUGAUCCUGGCCGCCUUUAUUUCUCGGGCCAGGAGCAGCAGCUGCCCGACACAGCUUGCAUUGCACGGUUUUAGGGAAGGGGUGGGGGGUAUGGCUUCUAAUGUGGAUUGCAAAAACCAGCUUCUCAUUGUUGAGAUUUUCUUGUUGUUUGUGGUUUUGUUUUUUGUUUUAUUUUUAAUGCCUUUGAGUGCAUACUCUUUGUCUGAAACCAUACCCCCAAUUGGUUUUCUUUAGCCCUGCCUGCAAAACUACUCCUCAACGGCCUUAAAGCAAUAAAGAGAUGAGUAGCUAAUGUGGCUUCCACGGGGCUUAUUAACAUAAAUGUGUCCGAUUUUCAUUUGGAAGAGCAAUAAUUACAGAUGGCAAAAAGAAACAUUUGAUUGUUAUAGUUUACAGGGUGGGUGGUAGAAGCAGGAGAAUGAAAUUUUAAAACUUCAAAUAUCAGCCAUUGUCUUAAAUUUGUGUUGGCCCACCAGACACGGACGUCCCUGGAAUGUAGUAGCAACCCAACUCUAUCGCCUAGGCAUUCAAAUUAAAAGGAAUGUCUUCUUCGAACUUGUAAGACUCUAAUAAUCAUGACAAGCACCUUUGUCGGUGGCCUCUCAGUGGCAUGUCAGGGUCAUAUAGCCUUGGAAACUGGGAACAUCACAUUUUCCAUUGAGAAUCACCCCCCUUAGCCAAAAUAGGACUGUUAGGCCUGGUCUCCUGGCCCAGCGCUGCGUAUGGGACAGCCAGGUAAACUGAAGAGUUCUGGAACCAGUUAAAAAUGGUCUUCUUAUCAACAAGGUACCUCUUUGUAAUCACAGCCUCAGUGUGCUGGCUCUGACUCAGUCUCUCCCGCCUCUCUUGAACCCAAGCCAUUUUACAAAGCCCGAUCUGCUGUCCCACCGCUCAGACCCUCCUCCCUUACGUGCUGCUAGUUUCUACUCAAAGCUCAUGCAUGACUAAUGCUUUUAAAAUGAGGUCUAAAAAAUAAUUACUAAUCAAGAGUAUUAUUUUUUAAACAGACCUGCCUUUUUUUACUCUUUAUAUAAACUCUAUUGUGUUGGUCUAACAAGACACUAUUUUAAAAUGUUUUUUUUAACUUCUCCCAUAGCACUUAAAAGAUAUUUUGUAAAGACUUUGCUGUAAAGAUUUUGUAAUAAAAUGGUCUAAGGGCUCCUUCUCCGACAUUACCAUUUUUUAAAAAUGUUUUAAAGGCUAGAAAACAACUUAUGUAUAUUCUGUAUAUGUAUAGCAGCACAUUUCAUUUAUGGAAAUAUGUUCUCAGAAUAUUUAUUUACUAAUAUAUUUAUCUUAAGCCAUGUCUUAUGUUGAGAGUGUGACAUUGUUGGAAUAAUCAUUGAAAAUGACUAACAUGAGGCCCUGUAAAUACAUGAUAAUUGCACACAGAUUUUACAUAUUUGCCGACCAAAAAUGAUUUAAAACAAGUUGUAGUCUUCUAUGGUUUUGUAACAAAUUGUACAAAUGACUGUAAAAAAAAUACAAUUUUAUCAAGUACGUGUUA